This is a messenger RNA of Drosophila subobscura, 1675 nucleotides long. Its product is annotated as cytochrome b reductase 1. Lineage: Eukaryota; Metazoa; Arthropoda; Insecta; Diptera; Drosophilidae. The record is from RefSeq and is a predicted model, not a curated record. Gene Ontology annotation, molecular function: oxidoreductase activity. The transcript has 4 exons. Bases 238 to 1263 code for a protein of 341 amino acids.
UGCACGUUGAAGCGUUCGGUUGUACACUCGUCUCGUAUCGUAUCGUAGGUCGUGUCGCUGAUCCCAGUAGUAGCGUAGUGCCGUAGUUCCGUAGUUGCAUCGUUGUGGUGUUGCUGUAGUGUUGUGUCUUGUGGCAAUUAACCGCUGGCCUUGCAUGCCAUUUGGUGAACUAUUGAUUAAUCAGUGCCCCCCGAACCGCAAAACUCCCAGACCCACCCACAACAGAGACCAUCAGCCAUGUCAAAGGAUUCGGACAUAGAGCAGGCGGCGGUGCCCGCAAACGAAAUCAAAGUGGAGUCAGUGGCCACCACGCCAGAGGAGCAGCUAACAUCCUCAGGGACGACCACUGGAACGGCAGUCACUACAGUGAACUCCGUGACGAAUGGAGGAGGAGAGAAGGCGGCUGCCGUGCCUGCCCUGCAGAUGACUGCCGUGGAAGUGUCUGCCGUGGCAGCAGCAGAACAAGUGCAGCCAGCGACAACCGUUGGAGGCAUUGAAUUGGCAGCCAGCAAAGGCGGCACCAAAUCCAACAUGGAUCCGGCGCUGAUCAACUUUAAGGUGCUGUACGUACUCACGCAGCUGUGCGGCCUGACGAUGAUCGUGCUGGUGGGCACCUGGAUAGGCCAGCACUUUGGCGGACUGGGUGGCAGCUCGAAUCCCAAGCUGGAGUUCAACUGGCAUCCGCUGUUCAUGACCAUUGGCUUCAUCUAUCUGUAUGGCAACUCCAUUCUGGUGUACCGCGGCUUCCGCACCACACGCAAGAAGACCCUGAAGCUCACCCACGCCGGCAUCCAUAUGGCCGCCUUCGUUCUGACAGUCAUUGCCCUGAAGACGGUCUUCGAUUCGCACAACCUGAACAGCCCGCCCAUACCCAACAUGUACUCGCUGCACUCUUGGCUGGGCCUCUCCUCGGUGAUCAUUUUUGGGCUGCAGUAUGUGGCCGGGUUCGUGGCAUUCCUCGCCCCAGGCCUAAGGGAAAACUACAAGAUUGCCAUGAUGCCGCUGCACAUCUACUUUGGUCUGUUUGGCUUCGUUCUGGCCAUUGCGAGCGCCGUCAUGGGCAUCACCGAGAAGGCAAUCUUUGCCAUCACUUCUCCACCGUACUCCACAUUGCCACCUGCUGGUGUCCUGGCCAAUGUAAUUGGAGUCUUGUAUGUGGUAUUUGGUGCUCUUGUGGUUUACCUCGCCACGGAGCCAUCGUACAGGCGCAAACCCAUACCCGAGGACACGGCACUGCUGAGCUCCAACUCGGGCAAUGAGUAAGGCGCUACUCGACCGACAGAAAACAUGCCCCAAACCAGCAGAGAAUUGCUUAUAAUUAUGCUCAAAACUGUGCACAAAACCCAAAACGAAACGGAAACCUGAUACCAUGUGGUGCUCUGUUGACUAUUCAUGCUGUUUAUUUUCGUUGAGAUGCAUGUCUUACCUUACCCCAUAGCAUCUACAGUAUAUAUUAUGUAUAUGUAUAUUUAAUGUGACUAUGUGUACUGGAAAGCUAUCCACAUACAUAUUUAUAUGUACACUGAUUACCAGUUGUGAAGAGACGGACGUACGAGUCUGCGUCUGCGAGUGCUCAAAUCUAACGUAUUUAACCUCAUAUAGAACAUUUGCUUAUAUGAAUAUCUCUAUGUGUGUUAUAUAUUCUUAAUAAAUCUAUAUUAAUACUAAGUAAAAA